UUGUAUUUAACACAGUUGUCAUUCAAUGAUUGCAAAUUACUAUGCACACAUAAAAUUCUGGACAUAACAAGUCACGCCUGAAUGAAACUCGAUGGUUUAUCAGUUUAUUAAGCGCCAAAACGUCAAGCUAUUAACUAGUGUCAUUGCGGCGUCUUUAAAUUGUGCUGACAGCCAUACCAUUGUGAUACAAAUCAAAAUGACCGAGCACGAAGCCGAUCAGGCGCUAUCACCUGGAACGGAGGACGAAGGACAGCGAGAUUUCGCUGCAAAGACAAGCAAAAAGCGAUUCAGGGCUAACAGGAAGGUCGUCCUCGCCGUGGCUGGAGUUUUAGCAGGCGUAGGGCUUAUUCUUUUCAUUGUAGGGCUUGUGUUGAUAGUGAAGAGCAAAAAUGAGGGACGGCAGCAUUCAGUCAGCAGUGAACAGGACAAUGACAAGGAUAAGCUGGUGGAUAAGUGUUCAUUCUCGCCUGAGGCAAAGCGUGCAGGUCUUCCACAGUUUUUCAAGAAAGUCGACAGCUCGUACUACGAGCUUCAUCCCUACAUUGCUGGUCGUAUGACAGGGGUCCCUCUUGAGGAAAGUAGGAAGCUAUUUCAGCCGUAUAACCCCACCCCGGAGAGUAUCAAAGCCAUAUCUGACCGAUCGCAGUCAUUGCUGAAGGAACUCAAUCAAAUGGACAUCAACAGGAAGCUUCUUUUAUCACGUGAACGGAGCAUGAUCGCCCAAGCGGAUCAUUUUUUGAGGCACUACUUCGGGCGGCCUUACGAAAACAAUUAUUUAUCCGGCUACUGGAUGUUGGGACCUGGAAGAUACUGUACAAGGACUUUCAAGGGCAUCACAUCAAUUAAAGCCCAGCUUGCAACAAUGCUUCUUCUUUUCCGCCCCCAAACAGCGUCGGAGCUGGAAGACAAUUUGGUCUUUUUGGGCAGGUUCAAAAUCGGGAUAAACCAGUUCAAGGAAAACUUGAAAAGCGGGAUCAGAGCUGGUAUGGUAGGGUCCGUAACCGUGUGCAAAGAGGGGAAACAGUGCUUGGGGGAUACGUAUGUCGAAAUCACGUCCCAGAAAUCAGGCCGAGGAAUCAUAACGGCGUUUACCAAUUCAAUUUCUUCCUUCCUCUCCAAAAUAAGCUCAGACGAAUUAGCGAAGAUAUUGGAAAGACAUGGAAUGAAUGCGACCGCCCUUGUCGAGGACAGUGUUAUUAAGAAUGUCGGAUCACCUUUGACUGAUCUCUUUGAGUACCUUGAGAAAGAGCACCUUCCACACUGCUUACCGACCAAUGUUUCGAGUGGACUGGGUACCUUGCCUGUUGAUCACGUUUAUUACAACGGGAGUAGAACCUUGGAGAGAACAAAUACGAUUUUCAAGGGAGGGGACAGUAUCAUGCCUGGGAAGGAAUCUUACAGGAACUUUUUAUCAUUCUCUACAACGCAAAAUAUCACGCCAGAUGAAGUUCAUGACAUGGGAUGGAAGAUGUUGCAUCGUCUUUACCAACAGGCUGUGUUGAUUGCUAAGACGAUUACCAAGAAAGACAAGGAGGAGGAAGCUGUAACUGAGUUCAAAAAAUACCUCAACUCUUCAGAACUGUACUUUAAUGAACAUCCCUUUCCAGAGAAUGAAUCUAAUGAAGAGGCCUUUCUUAAAUGCAAGAGCGUAGAGGCUGCUCAAGUGUACUGCCCAGAACGUUACAAAGCGAUGAUGAAAUGGCUUGACUUUUCUCGUAACACGCUGGCCCUUAUCCGGCCCAAAUUAACCAGAAUGGUCUACUACACGGGCAAUAAAACAACUGCUCCCUCGUGCCCUGCCUCCGUAGUAAUUAGAUUCAAUCCCCUGAUCUCUGUACAGGGAUAUUCUAAGAGUACAAGGUCCUGCCAAGAGCCCAGUAAGAUUAAAGUCCCUUUCUUUGUGGACAGAAUGGGACCCAGGUUCUUCGAAUACACCGUGAGCGCGCACGAAGCGAGUCCUGGGCACCAUAUGCAGUCACAAGGCUAUAUCGAGAAUUUUCGGGAUCAGUGCUUAAAAGUUGUCAAUGUUGAGUUCCUGAAAGACCCAUCGGUAACUGCAUUCAAUGAGGGCUGGGGUCUGUAUGCUGAAAAUCCGCUAGUGACUCAGGACACAGAUUUGUACCAACAUCGUCCACUCGAGAACUACGGAGCUAUGAAAGGCCAAAUAUGGCGCGCUCUUCGCCUAAUCAUAGAUACCGGCCUCCAUUCUCAGAACAUGACACGUGACCAAGCCAUUCAUCUGUUUCGUCGUUAUUUGUGGGAUGAAAGUGACGUCGUCGUUAACGAGGUUAGUCGGUACCAGGGUUGGCCGGGACAGGCGACCUCGUACAUGACUGGUCAGUUGGCAAUUUGGAGAAUGCGCAAUGAGACGUUGGAAAAAUUAGGAGCUAAGUUUAAACUGCAAGAUUUUCAUUAUCAUGUGUUAUUGCACGGGUCAGUGCCGAUUUCGUACCUUCAAACCUACAUCGACGAGUACUCCAACUGCGUCUUACAUGAAGAAGAGAGCCACUGUGAGGAAAUCCUCACUGCUUUCAGCAAAAUAGAGCCUUCCGGCGAGGCAUUACUCGCGGACAAAUAUCAACACGAAUUCUUGAAUAAACUAAGGGAAUUAACGCCAGAAGACACUUAUGAAUUUUAACAGUAACACGAAGCGAGAUAGUUUUCGUGCUGACCAUUUGAAAUCACCUACAACCCUGAGUACUGCUUGCAAACUCCUCGUUCCUUUUGAAGUCAUUCAGUCAACUGUACCUCAGUCAGAAAGACUCGAGACAAUAGAUGAAUGCAAGAAAACUCUAAUGUCAUUUAGCCUGCUGUCUGUUAUUGUCACCUUUUGAAACGUUUAUUCGUAAAGACCCUUUAAAUUUCAGUUUAUACUCAUUUUUCAAUAUUCGACUGAUAGGACAAGUGAUUUUAAUUUGACCCCAGCUUGUUGUAAAAGGAGGUUGUCAUUUUCAUGGCCCGGUGCACCCACAAUCUUUUAACCAGUAAAACUGAGCGGAUGAAAUUUUAUUUCAACCCCGCAAUCACUGGUGUGCUGUAAUAACAGGGAAUAACGCCCUAUUUUAACUACAGUAAAUGAAAUUGUAUUUUUAAAAGUUUAAUUCAAAAGGCCAUAUUGUCAAUAAGGCCAUCCCCUACUUUUCUUCGCGGUUAAGGGUCGUCAAACCGACCCAAUAUAUUAUGCACUUUACGAAAAAAAAUGUUAUGAGGUCAGCGUUAAUGACACAGUCAAAUAUUUUUACCUUUAAACUAAAAACUAAACAUUUUGUUUUUGCGAACGCAGAUUUAUUUACUGCAUCUCCUACGCUGAAUACCUGUCCAGUUUUAAUCCUAUACCCCAGAUCGAUGUUGUUUUCCUCGCCUCCAGGGUUGAUUUUGUGACGACUUUAUGUUGUUUCCAGUCUACACGGCGUUUAUGUUGGGGUACCGGGCCUCCUAGUUCCAGACUCCCCCUGAUUUCUUUUAUGGAGCAUUGUUUUUAAACUACUGACCGACCCAAAAUAGGGAAUCGCAUUCGACGGUGAACGAAAAAAAAGGGAUGGGCUAAGUCUGAGAUGCACAAUAUGUUGGCGUGGAAUCACGGCUGAAGGAUAAGCAGUAAAGCUUUCGUUUCCUACAAAGCACAGACAGCUACAGGUUUCCCUAACAGUGGAAGCAAACUUGUUUUAAAGGAUGUCUCAUAUUUGUUUUUACACUGCAUCGUUAUUCGUGAUUUACUUACAUAAAAAACACAAAAACGGCCUACUGAUUCAUCCUGCCCAGAAUGUGAUUAGAUAAACUUUUGAGACCUACCAUGGACAGGCUAAGAGGAUGACCAUGCCCUAGCGGCCCUAACUCUUGUGAAAAUCUAUUUAAAAAAGCCAACAGGCCAUUUCGGCCAUUUCCGAGUUACCUUGCGCAUGUGUUUCCAAAGGAAUCUUCGCGCAAAACCUUUCAUAUGAAAAUGAUAAACCUGCAGGGGACACAUAUUUUGAUAUGAAUGGUUUCGAAUAAAGACUCGUUUUGACACCUAGGCAAAAGACAACUCGGAAAUGGCCUAUUCAUGCCUGGCAAAAAAACUUCACUUGGCUUGUCACGUGACCAGAUCAAUCGAAGGAAAAGGGUUCAGGAGCCCGUUUUUCGAAGGUCCCGAAGAGCCGAAAAGCUUUCGCAACCGAAAAGCCAUAACAAAAUAUCAAGAGCCUUACGACUUCAGAGCUGUUUUAUGCACAUAUUGUUAAUAUGAGCAGAGGUUCCCUUCGAACAAGAAGUUUCAGGCGUAUAGACCUCUGUUUGUAGAUGCAGAUUAACUGAAAAAGGCUUUGCGGGCCCGAAAAGUUUUUGGGGCUUUCGAGAAACAGGCCCCAGCACAAUAAAUUGACGUAAAAGAACUGAAAAUUCCAGCUAACUAAAAAUUCAACGUUGGCUGUUUAUUAUUUUUUCGCUCAGGUUGAAAUAGUCCAA
Molecule: messenger RNA, 4443 nt
Organism: Orbicella faveolata
Lineage: Eukaryota; Metazoa; Cnidaria; Anthozoa; Scleractinia; Merulinidae
Source: RefSeq, a predicted model, not a curated record